This is a messenger RNA of Camellia sinensis, 1190 nucleotides long. Its product is annotated as cyclin-dependent kinase inhibitor 3. Gene Ontology annotation, molecular function: cyclin-dependent protein serine/threonine kinase inhibitor activity. Gene Ontology annotation, biological process: negative regulation of cyclin-dependent protein serine/threonine kinase activity. Lineage: Eukaryota; Viridiplantae; Streptophyta; Magnoliopsida; Ericales; Theaceae. The record is from RefSeq and is a predicted model, not a curated record. Gene Ontology annotation, cellular component: nucleus.
AAGAAAAAAAAUUAAAAAAAUACAUAAUGAGUUAUCAUCAGUCAAUUGAGGGGCAGGGAGUAACCUAUUUUGAGGAAGCAUUUUUCUAUAUAUAGAGAAAGAGAAAGAGAGAUAGGAGGAGAGAGAUAGAUGGCGAUGCAACAGAAGAGUUGGAGAAAUAGCAGUAAUGGAGGUGGGACAUGGUAGAGUGCUGACAACGAUGAGAGCUAUGGAGGUUAUGAGCUCUUCAAGUUCAAGUUCAAGUUCGUCUAAGAGAAGAAAGUUAGCGUCCAAUCUUCAUGAACAACUCCUUAACGUCAACCACCGCUACGUCCUGAAUUCGCCGGAGAACUUGGUGUCGUCGUCGCCGGCUUCAGAUCGCCUUGCGGAGGAGUGUGAUUGUCCGAGAAACUUGUCCACCACAGAGUUCGAUAAAGAAGGAUUGGGAUCCUUAGAUCUGAAUAAGGUUGAAUCACAAGAAGCCUGUAGUUUUGAAAAUGAGAUCUCCACGCUCAUCAACUGCAGAUUCAGAAGAGAGAUGACUCCGUCAAGCGAGUUUUCGACAGACAAGGACGAACUGGAGUCUUCGACGGUAACAAAGCCAUCAUCAGCGGCGAGUCUCCUCCGCAGGAAACAUCCAGUGGCAAAGAUGCCAUCAGCAGCGGAGAUCGAAGAGUUUUUUUCCACGGCGGAGAAGUUAGAGCAAAAGCUAUUUGCAGACAAGUAGGUACAACUAUGAUAUAAAGAAGGAUCUGCCAAAGGAGGGUCGGUACCAGUGGGUUAGAUUAAAGCCAUGAUGAUGAAGAAGAGAGAGAGAAAGCGAGAGAGAGAGAGAGAGUUGAAGAGGAGACAGUGACAGUGUUUCAAUGACACAAUGGACAUCAUUCUUCUUUCAGGAAGGUUAUCCUUGUUACAUGUAUUAACUUUCUAUCUAUCUAUAUAUGUGCAAAGAACCUCUUCGAUUCAAUUCGAUUCGGGCACCACACUCAGAGAAGCUUCUUCUGGGAUGAUCCAUCUCUUGAAUUUAUUUAUUUUUUUCUUGUUUUUUUACACAAUUUGAUUCCUACAAAUACUUGUUCUUUUUCUGUCAGUUUUCACUAGUGGUGGUGGUCCAGCAGAGAAAGUAAUUAAAAGUGGAAUUUAUUUGAGCUUCGUUUGCUUCUUUUUCUAGAUUUGUCACUUUCUAUCCAUCUUUAAGCCCAAUUUUGCAA